UUGAAGCCUCGAGAUUUCGUGGCGGCGGGCAGCCGGGCCAGGGGCUCAAACCCCGAGAGUUUAGCGACGCGGCUGGUAGAUGGCACCACGGGCCCAUUUCUUGUUUCUUUGUUUGGUUGGUUGGGUGGCCCGCUGCUCGGCGCUCUCCAGAGCCCGGCCGGAGGUGAGUGGAGGGCGCCCAGUGAACACUCGGCGUGGCCGCGUCCUGGAGUCAGUGUUGGAGCUCCCGGUGUCGGAGUCGCGGGUCCGCGACAGCGCGCCUGUUGAUCACGCGCUGCACGCUCUCCUCGUUGGGAUGUGCGUCGACUGAGCACUGGAGUUGCUUCGCCGGCCCUCCCUUGCCCCGUUCCAGCAGAGCUGCAGGGGACGGACUUCCAAGUCUGGCGACCGGUGUGUUCUGCCCUGGAAUUCUUGAGAAAAAAGAAAAGUUUCCCCGUUGUUUUUGUGAUUCGCCAAACCGAGUGAAGUGAAAAAAUAGAGAUAAGUGCUGUGUUUACUCGUGAUUCUCCGUUGGCUUCUCGACGGCUGCAUUUACGUGACUUAGAGUUGGAGGAUCUCGGGUGCUUACGCAAGAGGUUAAUUUCAUCUUCUGAAUGGCGAUGACAUAAGACGACAUCGGGAGAAAACUUAGGAAAUACAUCGGACAACAGCGCAGCGUUCGAGAGCCUGCGCGUACCUGCCGCUCGCUGAUCCGAAAGUUGGCAACGGAAAUUCAUAAGCAAGGCGAGUUUCAAAGCCUGGGAGGGGAGGAAACAACCAGCCGACCGAAAGAGGGCACCGGCGGCGUUGGCAGCCGGAGCGAGUGACGACAGGCGCCACCACUACCAGCAGUGGCGGCAGCGGCGACGACACUGCGCCGAAAAGGAAGAGACGGGGCGACCUACGUUGCCGACCUUUGAACAGGCGGCCUUCGAAAACGAGGGCAGGCGGGGUCGCCUUCUCCACUCGAGCGCAAUGGCGAAAUAAGCGGGCAGCCAGCACCGACAAAUCUCUCAAGUAACGAACCCCGAACCAGCCAGGGGAAGGGGAAGCGCAAUUCGGACCCCGAACUUCCUCCCGACAUUCUCUCUGCAGAAGUCCUUUUCUUUAUUUAUUUCUCCUCCCUCUCUCGCACUGCGUCUUCGAGGAACCCGGGAGCGGAUGGGAAGAGCGAUAGAAGGCUGCUACCAGCGGUCCUUGGCCUAACGAUCCCAUCGUGGCGUCGUUGCGUCGGAUGCCGGCAGCGUUUUGGUCGACGCCUUCGCCGCGUCCUGUGUUUGUGGUCUAUUUUUAUGGAGGCUCCAAGACGCCGUUGUUGAAUUCGCUCGACUGUUGAAAAGUUCUAGCGCCGGCCAAUGACGUAGCACAGCCGCGCGCCUCGCAGUAUAUUUCUGAUGGUGGUUGCGGGGGAUUUCCUGUAGAGGUCGCUAACGCCGCACCGCUUUACCGGCACUACGGACAAUUAUCGCACGUAUGUGGCUGCGCCCAGCCGGAUUUGAACCGACGCUUACACCACGGCACCGCUCAGUCGUCAAUAUCUGAUUCUCUUGUCGCGCGUGCGUCGAACUGCUUACGAUAAUUUCUUGGUAGCUGGCAGGUGUACGUGUACCGUGAGAUCGGUCGAUAAUCGAACCGGAGCUGGGAACCUCGGAGAAGAAUGAAAAAAAGAGGGAUUAAAUGCAGGAUUACCACGUUGACGGUGGAGUGCGCAUGAUGUCAACUCAACGAGAUUACCACCUUUGUUUGGGUCGUACGGUGAAGUCGCUGAUUAUACACACUUUUGUGUCGCACGUAAGUCUGUCGUCUCUUUAGGCUGGACUCACUGCGUAUGCGAGAGUUGGCAAAGAAACAGAAAUACGGGGGAGCUACAAACCAGAGAUGCAUCUAAUUACUUCGAGGUUCGUAUCGAACUCAAAUCGUCUGCCAAGAACCGUGCCGUUCUGACGCGUAUGAGGACUGCGCGCGUUCUAAGUCCAAAUUACAAACCACUCCUCCCUUAAAAAAUAAAAACAAAGUACGUGCCUCUGACAUACGACAAGUAAGAAAGCGGGCGAUAGGUGACGAUUUCCCGGUGCCCACUGUGGCGACGUCAAACAUGUCCUCAACGACAGUGAGUAUGCUCAACGUGACAGCCGUCAACGAGAGCCUGGUGCUUGAAACUCCGCUGCUGAACUCGACGGUGCACAACACGACACCCAACUGGACCGUGGGCGACGGGUGUGUGUGGGACCCGAGGACGGGCCACAACUGCUCGUGGGCCGAACAGCGCGCGCUAUCCAACGGCUCCACGGUGGACGUGCUGGGCGGACUCCUCUCGCCCGAGCACCCGCAGCCCGCCGAAAAGGUGUACUGGGCGCUGAUGCUGGUCAUCCUCCCGUUCCUGGCCGUCUUCGGCAACAUACUUAUCAUCCUGAGCGUGUACAAAGAGAGAAGCUUGCAAACCGCCACGAACUACUUCAUCGUGAGUCUGGCCUUCGCCGAUCUCCUGGUGGCCGCGGCGGUGAUGCCCUUCGCCGUCUACGUUUUGGUGAACGUGGACUGGGAGCUGAGCGAAACGCUGUGCGACUUCUACAUUGCCGUCGACGUCACCUGCAGCACCGCUUCUAUUUUCAAUUUGGUCGCCAUCAGCAUCGACAGGUUCAUCGCGGUGACGCAGCCCAUCAAAUACUCCAAGCACAAGAACAGCAACCGGGUGGCCCUCACCAUCGUCAUCGUGUGGGUGGUGUCUGCCGCCAUCGGGUCGCCCAUCAUGCUGGGCCUGAACACGUCCCCGCAGCGGGUGCCGCACCUGUGCAUCUUCUACAACUCGGACUUUAUCCUGUACUCGUCGCUGAGCUCCUUCUACAUCCCUUGCAUCGUUAUGGUGUUCCUCUACUACAAGAUCUUCAAGGUCAUCCACGACAGGGCGCGCAAGGCCGUCGCCAAGAAGGAGGCCCGCCUCCGGGGACUCGUCGUCGAGAACAACGCGGCUCAGGUCCAGGACGUCGCCCACCUGACCCAAGGGGGAGACAAGAACGGCAACAAGAGCUUACAGGUGUCCACCAUGGCGGACGCGGACCCGGUGACGGCCAACACCGGCAGCGGCAGUCAGCAGGACGAGGACGAGUUCGACGACCUCCCCACGGAAGCUGGCGGGGACAAGUCGCCGGACUGCGACGAAGACGUCACCUUCCUCGAGCGCAGCAGCAAGAGCACGGCCAGCGAGCCCUCGCACAUGGUUCAUAACGGCAACCACGACUCCGGCUACGCACCCUCCAACGUUGAGGAGACACAAUUCUCCAAGAAGGCGCACAACGACAAGGAUGCCAAAAAGAACGGCGCCGUGACGCCCCUGCUCACGGUGUCCGUGGUGGGCGGUCCCCCUCCGGACGCGGACUCCCUGAGCAAGAAGAAGUCGCGCUUCAACUUGGGCCGCAAGCACAAGUCCAGUCGCAAGAAGCGGGAGAAGGCCUCCGCCAAGCGGGAACGCAAGGCCACCAAGACACUCGCCAUCGUGCUCGGCGUCUUCCUCUUCUGCUGGGUGCCCUUCUUCACGUGCAACGUGGUCGACGCCGUGUGCAUGAAGCUGCAGAGCAACGACUGCCACCUGGGCGUCACGGUGUUCCUGCUCACAACCUGGCUGGGCUACAUCAACAGCUGCGUCAACCCUGUCAUCUACACCAUCUUCAACCCGGAGUUCAGGAAGGCCUUUAAGAAGAUCCUCGUCGGGCCCGCCAAGUAGUCAGCUGGCUCACCUAAGCUCUCGAUCCGCGAAGCUUGCCAUCGGGACAGGCGCGAAUGUGAAGAAGAAAAAAGUAACGCUCAAGGAAGAACUGAACCCUCUGGGUUCCGGUGCUGUGCCAAACGCUAUCAUGCUGAAGCCAUGCUCGGCGUGCCGUCGCUUUCCGUUUCAUUGUAUCGCACGCCUUAUUGCCUACCUUACUGAAAAACAAAAUAUAUAAACCCGUACGAUCUAUAUUCCAUGGUAUCAUAGAUGAAAGAACCGUAUGAUAUAUUACGUUCAUUUUCUUUAAUGAAGAACGUGCAUGUUGAUUUUAUUUUUGGCCGUCGCUAUCUAACAUACUUUCCCUCUCAGGUGACAUAUAAAUAACAUUUUUUUUCUCUCGCAUGUCUUCGAUAAUUUGCUAAGUAGCGAUAUUUUAAACAAAUAGACUCGGACACAAAUAAUGUUCUGCGCGUUUCACGUGUAUAGCAUAGGCAAGGUUGUACGGAACCACUUAAGAUUGUGGCGUCCGCGGAUAUAACCACUUAGUUUUCCUUUUUUUUAUAUAUAUAUAUAUGGGUAUUUCGUAUGGCGUUGUGACAUAUGGUUAAAACAAUCAUAUGCUCAUAUACGAUGCAUACAUUUAGUUUUACUUUUUCAUGAGGGGUGUAUGCUACACUCUGAAGUAACAUUUCGGCCAUUAUAGUGCUGUAAAUUACGGUUGCCAGAUAUCGGAAGUUUUGUAUAAAAUCGCACUAAUUCAUUUUCCGUCCUGCAGAAAUGUUAAACUAUUCCGCGACAGAGCGAAACAAUAUCACCCGAGCUUCCGAACACUUUACCUAAAGCUCUAAAAGUCGCAUUUUUGAAUCGUCAAAAUCGCCAGUUGCACCUGCCCUGCACUAAACAAAAAAAUAACGGUGCUCACAAAAAAAAAAAAAAUAAUAAUAAUAUUAGGCACAGAGUGUGACAUUCGAAGCGUAGGUUAUGUGCCCUUUUCGAAAUGCAGUUUGGCUGCUUUGAUCACCAUCAUCAUUUCAGUGCUUGGCAUCUGUGCCAAAUUAAUGGCGGUCUUGUUGAGGCUGAUUAAGGGAAAAGUUGAAGGGAGAAGUUCUAAUAUUCGCACCUUAAAAGGUGAAACGAAUGAAGAAAUAAUAUUGAGGUGAUCGAAGAACAAAUGCUCAUCUGCCAUUUACACGCGAAAGUGAUGGUUCCAGACGAAAUACAGCUUCAUGACCACCGUUAAUUUGGCGAGAGUGAAACUGCUUUUGGAGCCACCAGGUGGCGCUGAACUAAGAAAAGGGUCUGCUAUUGAGUUGUACUCUUCUCGCGAAUCGUCAUCACUUAAACGGGUUCGUGAGAAUGUUUUUUUUUUUUUUUAUGUAGUCGACUUUACGAUUACAUUUUCCACCCUUUCAGGUUACAUCUUCACUUUUGUAUGCGACCCAGGGCUGUUGAAAUUCCAUACAUAAGCCAUUGCAUCGAGGUAGCACUACACACCACAAAUUUUACGCUACAUCUUCGACAGGGUUACAUUAUUGUCACGUUCAUUUUACUUUUUCAGCGGAACUCGAAAGGUUUCUUAUCUUGUUUGUACGAAUCCCUUUACUCUGACUAAAAAGUACUACGCAAUAUUAUACUUCGUCGUUGUUUCAGCUUGGCAAAAAGGCUUCCCCACAUUUGUUUCUAUUUUAGAUAUUUAGCACUUAUCGGUAAAGAAAAACAGUGAUUUUAUCAAUGGCUUCCUUGCUUUGCUUUUUAGUCCCAAACGUGUGCGCUUGUGCGUGUCUCCUGAGAGUCCAGAAUAUUGGUUUUAAAAUAAAUUUUAUAAACGAUCUCAUACGUUUGUAAUCACAGCUUGUUUAAACUGCAAGAAAAAAACGUAAGGAGAGUGUUUACGCGCGCUCAAAUACCAACCGCACUUCAUAUUGAGCGAUAGAACAAGCAGUUCCUCAUUAAAGCUGUAAAAUUAAUAGGCCCGCUUCAAUUUUAAUAAUUAGUUGACCGUUACUCAACAUCGCCCAAAGCGCUUCCGCCUGCACCAUGAGUAAUCUUCCGCCUGCUUCAUUUUUUAUGCCAUCAUAUUUUUCGGCGGACUUUUUAAAACAGGCGUUCUGUAAUUAAUUAAUUGAACUGUUAAAUUGCCAACAAGCCCAUACACUUUUAUAAAGGAGCACAAAUAUGAAGAGUAAAAAAUAUUCUCCGAUCUAAAACACGGAAGUGAAAAGAUGUUUUGGGCGGUUUGUAACCUGGGGAAGUUUUCUUUUUACUUAGAUUUUUUUUUUCUGCUGAGGCGAUUGUACCUCAUCAGCGAACAUAAAGAUAGAGUAAAAUCGCCAUUUUAAUUGGAUGUCUCCAUUAAAACUUAAUUUUGCCAUGACAAAACAAAACAGGGGGGAGGGGGGUCAUAUAAAUAUUUUGCUUUUCUGAUUGGUUUUGCAGCUUUUAACCUCUUCCAGUGGUUAAUAUCUACUUUCCCUUAUUGAGAAGGGUUUUAUUUCAGUAGCUCAUACUGCAGCGCAAGAAUCUGGAAAACUAAAACUCUCCAAAAUCGUUUUUUUUUAUAUAUAAUAAUAUAUGUUACUGCUCAAGGUAAAACUUUUAAUUUAUAAUGCAUUAUUCGAUCCUCAGUUAUCUUACUGUCACAAUCUGAGGAAACUACAACUUGUACGCGCAUAAAUACACUGUUUGUUUGUUUUGUGGCAGAAAAAUGCCAUUCACAUCGUAGCCAAUGCUUCACAUAUCACUCGCACACAGAACUACCCUACCAUAAGUAUAAGCCUAUAAAGUAAUGAAAAUAAAACAACGAUUCCAAAGAUAAGCUCGGUACAUUGCAGUAUAAUUUUGUUUAAAAGUUUCAAAUCAUUCUUUGCAACGGACUGCGAACCUAACUGGAAAAAUAUAUAUGGCGUGCGGAGUUCGCAGCAUCCUGCCCUGAAGGAUGCUACGACUUGCUUGCAGGCUACAGAUGCUUCAGUUCACACUUCCUACGUACACUAUCAAACGUUUUCGGCAAGCACGGUGCUCACAUCCAGCUUACGAACCGAAAGACGUUGUAUAUAAUUUGUUAAUUCCUGUUGACAUAUUUUGUUACUUUUUCUGCCCGGAAUGUUGCCCUGUCAAGCCGCAUUAUUGAAGCUUUUUUUCUGUCCCCUUACCCUCAUUUCGUACUCUAGAUGUAAAAUUAAAAAAAAAAAAA
Molecule: messenger RNA, 6878 nt
Organism: Ixodes scapularis (black-legged tick)
Lineage: Eukaryota; Metazoa; Arthropoda; Arachnida; Ixodida; Ixodidae
Product: dopamine D2-like receptor
Exons: 9
Coding region: 2075-3700 (541 amino acids)
Biological process (GO): adenylate cyclase-activating adrenergic receptor signaling pathway
Cellular component (GO): membrane
Molecular function (GO): G protein-coupled receptor activity; dopamine neurotransmitter receptor activity, coupled via Gi/Go
Source: RefSeq, a predicted model, not a curated record